Psylliodes chrysocephalus is the source of this 2803-nucleotide messenger RNA. The record is from the annotation of a GenBank genome assembly. NCBI's taxonomy places the organism in Eukaryota, Metazoa, Arthropoda, Insecta, Coleoptera, Chrysomelidae.
GGGAUAUUUAAGAUCAAAGGCCGACAAAUAAAUUCAAUUAAAUUGUCGACAAUCGCGGUGCAAUCAACCGAAUUCAAUUUUCUAAAACGAAAAGAAAUUUAAUUUGUCUUUGAUUCAUCGCGUUUUAUUAUUUAUAAUUCAUUGAAAUUAUGGAAAUAAAAAACGUUUUAGUGGCCGAUGCUGUAGAUGCGGCUUGCGUUGAUCUUUUGAAAAAACACUCAAUAAACGUAACUUGUAAAUAUAAGUUGCCAAAGAACGAGUUGAUCUCUGAAAUUAAGAACUAUGAUGCGUUGAUUGUGCGAUCAGACACCAAAGUCACAGCAGAUGUCAUCGAAGCUGGCAAAAAUCUCAAAGUGAUUGGAAGAGCAGGUGCAGGAGUAGAUAACAUUGAUAUUAACGCCGCAACUGCCAAAAAUAUCCUUGUAUUAAACACUCCCGGAGGCAAUGCCAUUAGUGCCUGCGAAUUGACGUGCUCGCUUAUCACAACCUUAGCCAGAAACGUAGUGCCAGCUGCAGCUUCAUUGAAAGCAGGAAGGUGGGACAGAAAGCUCUACUCAGGACACGAGCUGUAUGGAAAGACUUUGGGGAUUUUAGGAUUAGGCAGAAUUGGAAGGGAAGUUGCUCUUAGAAUGCAAGCAUGGGGAAUGAGAACAAUUGGAUACGAUCCUAUAGUAACAGCUGAAGAGGCAAGAAAAUUUAACGUGGAAUCUUUACAAUUCGAGGAAAUUUGGCCGCAAGUAGAUUACCUUACUAUUCACACUCCUCUUAUACCAGCUACAAGAAAUCUCAUCAGCGAACCAGUAUUCAACAAACUCAAAAAAGGGGCAAAAAUCGUCAACGUAGCCCGGGGAGGAAUAAUUAAUGAAGCAGAUCUUUUGAAAGCCCUACAGUCAGGACAAUGCGGUGGGGCGGCCAUAGACGUUUUCGAAGAAGAACCUCCAAAAAAAUCUAUAACUUUAGAAUUGAUACAACAUGAGAAAGUUGUGGCUACACCACAUUUAGGAGCGAGUACGACGGAGGCUCAAAUAAGGGUCGCAGUUGAAAUAUCUGAGCAGAUUAUUGCUCUUACAGGAAAAAGUAAAGAGUAUACCAGCGUUCAAGGUGUUGUUAAUCACAGUGUACUGGAAAAAGUCCGAAAAUGAGAUUAUAUAUUUUUGUUAUAAAAUAAUUAAUAAAGUAUUUCUAUAUUUAGCAUAGCUAUUAUUCCAUGAAUCAAUAGUAUUUAGAGUAAUAAACGAUAAACGACCAAGGAAAGACUGACUUUUAUAAUUGUAUCAAAGAAACUGAUUGAACUUUUAUUAAUAAUUAAAAUAUUUCAAUUUGUGAAGAGUUUUAAAUAUUUACUAAAAUAUUACAUGAAGCAAUGUAAAGCUAACAAGAUUUAAAAAAUAUGAAAAUUAUCUUUACAACUACUAAGUAAAAUAUGCCAUGCAUCUAAUUGUCCAUUGUUAUUAACUAAUAGGGAAAAUCUCAAAAUUCAAUAUAAAAGUGGGUUAAAAAGUGCUAAAUAGGAACAUUAUCAUUGAAAAGGGAAAUCCAAAUGAUAACAAUGCAAAAACAUUCUGGAAUAUAAUAAAUGAAAACUAGGUAUUAAAAAUAUUGAUGCUAAUCAGUCUUAAAUUAAACAAUUUAGAUCAUAGGUGAUUAUAAUUGAUUUAUUGUAAUUAUUUAAAAAUCACCAGCAUUGUAAGAUUUCAGAGAUUUUACACAUUAUAUUUUUUAUUUUGUUUUCGAAAAUAAAUACAAAUGAAUUGUUAUUUAUUGACAAGAUCAAAUGGAGAUUUUGAUUGUCUGCAAAAUUAAAAUAUUGUUUUAUAUAACAUGUCUGUGUGGUCAAGUUUUAUUAGUUGUUUGAUCAUAAGCCAGCUUUGUUGGGGUCCCUGUGCAUUACAAUAACUAACUUGCCUGGUCAUAUAUACAUACUAAUUUAUUUGUACAUUUACAUUUUGUCUAAGUUUAUAAUUGCUGAAAUAGUGAUAAAAUUUUUCUAUUAUUACCAAACUCUUUGGUGAGAACCAUUAGUAUCCACCUAAUCUUUAGUUAAACAAUUUAGUUUAUAAUAAAUUCUUUGUCAUUAAUUAUAAAAGUUUUACUGGUUUAUCUGAAAACUUAAUUUUUUUGAGUUGUGCCACUGUGUAGCCCAAGAGGGAAAUAUAUUUGGUUAAAAAAAAGACUGUUUUCCAUUCUUUUCUACAACUCAAUAAAGAACGUUUUUUAUUAUUAUUUAUACAUUCUUAUAUAUUAAAUUGAUUUAGAUGUUAAUUAUUUACAUGUUGGGUCUACUAAAAAUAUAAAUCAUUCUGUGGUUCUAAUCCCAGUUAUAAACAUUUCCAGGAGUAAUUCUUUUACAAGGAUCUAAUUUUUCGCCACCUUCAAUUUGCUUUGGUUUUGGUGCUAUCACCUCUGGUGGACUUACUUCACGUCUUGCAUCUCUCGAAUAAUAAUAAUUCGAUGCUAAUUUAUGUGCGGGGCCGUCUGGUAGUACAGGUGGGGGUGGAGAUCUAGUAGCUAUAGUAUCUUGAAACCUAAAAAUAAAAAAUAGGUGCAAUACUGCUUGAAAAACUAAAACACUCACUUACCUAAGUGCUAAGGUAUGUUUUCGACCUAGAAGAAAAUCGCGGACCCUCUGAAGGAAAGGAUUUACAUCAUGCAUCCGAAUUUUCGGUGCUUUGGGCAUUUUUAUUUACGUUUAUGUAAUAAAGGGUGAGAGUAUUGUUGACAAUUUUGUUACGAAACAAUUUGGAAUUGACAAUUUUAAUUUAGGUUAUGUUGAAAAUUGACAGCGUUGAUAAAGUACGUUUUG